Messenger RNA from Mycena citricolor, 6031 nucleotides. Lineage: Eukaryota; Fungi; Basidiomycota; Agaricomycetes; Agaricales; Mycenaceae. The record is from the annotation of a GenBank genome assembly.
GCACUCCCAGAUUCAGCACCAGCAAUCAAGGGUGCGAAGUCGUUUCGAUACGGGAUCGAACUCAGUGCCAGGAGCAUGAUCAAAGCCUUUGACACGAAUGACAACGGCAAUGCGCGAACCAAGUCAAAACCAAGUCAUACGCCCCAUCGAGGGGCAGUACUAUUUAAAGUGCCUGAAGCCAGACCAGAUCUUCAUCGGUCUGGUGUAAGCUCAAUCAAUGCACUCGGAUCCACUCCCAUUCGAAGGCGACGCCCCGGACGCACACAAACUCAUCUACGAGGUGUACGAGAAUACAUUUAUAAGCUCCAUGGCAUGGAAGGUGGCAGGAUCCACGAACCAUAUUGCCGUCGCCUGUUGGCGGACACUCUGCAGAGAGAAGGAGGAGGAAGAAAAGGCCAGGAACGCCCUUCUCGGACCAGGAAACGGGGCUAUCCGAACCCUCGACUUGUUCCCAAUCCAGAUAGUCGAUGUCGUAUAUGAGGUCCUUUCGCACCUCCAUCCUCUGGAUCUGAGCCACGUAGCGCGCGCAAACAAGUUCUUCCGUGGACUGCUGCUCUCGCCUCAUGCGAAUUCAAUAUGGAGGGCAGCGUUCGACAUUGAUGUGGUGGAGGAUCAGAAUAUCUUUUCGAUCCCUACGUGUCCAUACCAUAUUCCUGGAAGGAGAUGGGCCAAGCUGUUGUUUGGGGCGGAUAUCUGUGAGUUCUGCGAUGCGUCGGACACAAGACCGGAUUACACAAUCUACCGACGUCUGUGCACCAGUUGUAUGAAUCAGGAGCUAUCUCCAGGGGUCCCGGGUUAUGACUCCUUUCAUUCAGUGCAAGCUUUGGUACCCCAAUCAUAUCGCCAUGACGGCCGUCAGAUUAGACCGAAUUCCGCCUUGGGGAGGAUGUGGCCCGGAGAUGGCGCCGACUUCGCGAGAAAGUACACUUAUCUGGCCGAACAAUCGCCUUCUUCAGAAGGUUCGUUCAGCGAUAGUGAGGCCUCUACACCGCUCCAGAUGUUUGUGGUCAGAAGCAAGAAGAUCCUCAGAGAGACCGAAGACCGCGCGUUAGAGGCUAUGGACUGGGCAGAAAAUAUUACCGAUAAUGUAUUCUGGGACGCGCAGAUACGUGCUCACGCUGUGACGAAAAGAGCCAUUAAGCGACUAAUCGAGGAAGGCCACAAUGCCCAGGAUGUUUCUCUAGCCGCGGAGAACCGAUUCUCUGAAAGCGUACAUUUGAUGCACUUUCCUCGUUUGACGUCUAGACGUUGGCACAAAAUCCGACCAUACCUUCUUCCCCUUGUAGAAUCUCAUCGGGAAGCCCGACUACUCCAACAACGCCUUGACCUCAUCCAACGGCGGAAGGUCACGUUCCUAGCUGCUGUCGCUCAAGUUCUCUCCAACGCUCCACACCAAACUUGGGUAUACAAUCCCCCGUCAUAUACACUGGAGACCAUGGCCGGUGUCAGCGAGCUUCUGAACGAUCCCUCAGAUGGGGAAUUGGCUCCCAACGAUCUACGCAUCUCCGACAUCUUGUCUGUCCUGGGUCAGUUUGUCGCGAAUUGGAGACACGAGAAGAAGCGGCUCUUGGCCUCACUGCUUCCGCGUUCAGAGGAGAAUCCUGACAUACAGAGGCUCGACCUUGUGACGAGUGUUUUCACUUGCCUCGGCUCCUGGUCCGAUUGGUCGCUGAACACUUCCGGACGUUCGCUCAUCGGAUGGGCUGGGGCAGGUUCCCACCUGCAAUGUCGGAGUCUCGAAGUAUACUGGGAUCGCCGUCUCCAUUACUGUUCUGAAGGUGCAUCCGCGGCUGUUGAGCUGAUGCGACUGGUCGGGCUUGAUCCUGCGACGACGACGGUCGACCAGAUGGAUAUGGUCUGUGGGACCGGCAGACUGUGCGGCAAUGAGAAACGCUUCAUCUGUAUGCUGUGUCCCGCUGUCAGCUGCAAAGGUGGUGUUGGCCGCCCGGUGAUGCACUGGCGAGAAUGCGUCGCUCAUGUGAUCAAGCAGGUUCGCGAUUCAAACAACGAAGCACACAGAUCCCCGUCCUGGGGUCUGCUCUCAGAGGAAGCGGCAGCUCAUAUUCGACGUUUCGAAACCCUCGAUCCCUAUGUUCUCAACGAUGCCUGGUUCUGUGCGCUGUGUCCAGCCCAUUACGACAACUAUAGACCACGAGCUGAAGUCUUGCAGCAUGUCCGGGACCAACACCACAUCGCACGUCCGCUCGACGGUGCUCACUACUUACACAAUCCCUCCGUUAAUCGGACCCCUAGGUCUCCGGUGAUGCUCGCUCAAGAAGGCCAGAUCCCCGAAUUUCGAUGCAAGCAUUGCCCUCCGGGUGCGACUCGUUUAUAUCCGCUUCGCAGCAUCACGCGCCAUCUGGCAGACAGUCAUGCGAUUGCAAGGCCAGAUGAGCGAGAUUGGAAGGUUGUCAGACAGAUCCUGCGGGUUACUGUAUAAUCAAGCUGUCGGCAGAAAAAGCUCGCGGUCUCUCCGAAGUACUUUUUAUCGCUUGUGGUCCUUUCAAAUUAGGAUGUUCUUUCAACAAAGAGGCUGCGCGUCGGCGCAAACAUGGCGAAGCCGAGUUUGUCGGGAACGCCGCGGCCAUUGAGCUCGAUGCUCGAUAUAGCUACGUGUCCCAACGCGUCGGUAUCCAUUCGCUCUGAGUACGGCAUUGGCACGCAUCUGUCCUGCUCUCGACUGCCAUGACUCAAAAACCACACACGACUGUUAAUAGGCAUGUUUCUGAUGACCUCGAGAUCUAUCGUAUCUUCCGCGAAUCGACCCUGCUGAACGCAAGAAGCAACUAACGAGGACAGAAUCGUUUUACAUGAGCGGUGCCACUCGGGCGACCCUGAAGGAACCCUGGCCAGAUGCGUUCGGGUCUGGAACCACUCGAGCUCUUCUACGUCGUCCGUCAUCCUCGCAAUCAGCGCUGUGCGACUUCGAACCGACAAGUGUGGAUUUUGGGGUGGCGGACAGACGGUCUGGCCAUGGCCGGAGAUCUCAUGCGUCGCUCGAGAGACGGCGCCGGGGCGGUGUUAGGCACGGCGAGUGUGCGUUUCUUACCCUUCCCUGCAUUGGCGUGCUCGAUAUACGCAUCCCUUUACUUCCAUGCGUCUUCACCGCUGGCUUGCACGUUCUGGCCGCCCGCCGCGUCAGCUCGACUGGGCCUGGGAACGAUCCUUGUGCUCGCUGUCACGGUGCAUGCACUCCAUUUCGACCCAGUAGCGCGAGAAGCACACACUCAAGUUCCCAUGUGUUCUGCAACCACAGCAACUCCAUUCGACGUUGCCUGCAAGUUACACUUGCAAGCGAGAUGCAUGUGCGAGAUUUCACCCUUACUCUGGCUUUUUCGACCGUCCUUGGUCUCCAAAUGCAGACACGGAUCCACCGUUCGAGAAGACAGGGAGCGGCGCAAAAACCCUUGACAGGUUGACAAUGAACACCCGGUUCACAGCAGGUUCGCAUGUUGUGCGUGCCAUACCCAUCCUCGCCCCCUUCUCUUGCAUCUUCUUGCACAGUCGGGCCAUGCGGUCGCAGCAGAACGCGCGGCCGAUCUGGCCGGGAGAAAAAGCUGUGGUGCAGAUGGCCCAGAGCUAGCCGGUGAGAAAAAGUGUCCGGACAGGCAGAGGAUAUCAUGGAUCUGAAUUACGGGACGCGCGUGCUGAGGUCGUGAGGCAGAUGCUGUCGUGGGUCGCGCUCGCUCCGUGACCGGCGCCUCGCUGCAUAAUAAUCCCCUGAAUGGACGCAUAUGUGUCGAAUGAAUGCGCUGGCACAGAUCACAUCUCCGACGUCGCAGCCUCGACUCUUGCCGAAGCGCAGUAUCGGCUGUGGCGCUGCUGUGACUGGUCGAUCCUUGCUUCUGUGUGCGGACGAAAUGGACCCCGUUUUACUAGUGCUGUGUCGGUGAUCGGGAGAAGCCUUUCAACUGGAUGCUGUGUCUGUUUUCUGUGUUUUUGCUUUUUUUCAAAUCUUACUUAGUGUGAAGCAUCGCUCCUGAACGGGUUGCGGAAAAGACCGACGGUUGUCAGCUGACAGGCGCUCGGCCUUUGUGACUCAUAUGAAUGCGGCUCGAGGCGCAGCCCUCCGAAAAGCACCCUCGGCUGGACGAGAUCCGUGGGCGAUUAUCCGCUGCAGUCUCCGGCGGCAUAGCCAAUUCAAAUUGUUCAUGUUUUUCCGCUCUGAUUUACAGCAAGUGUGUGUUCUCCGCAAGGACGCAAUAGUUGGUUGUUAUAGCAGCCGUUGUUACUGCCCGGACCCACUGUGACAGCAUGAUGAAAUUUCAAGUCUCCAAAGUUCCAUGGCCGGGAACGUGAUUUUGGAGUCUGUGACGAGUGUCCGCUUAGAAUAGAGGCGCUGGGAGUGGGCGCAAAAAUGAUGCUUUGGAUGACGUCGACCAGCCCCGCUGAUGGAUUCCCAUCGAGCUCUCAAGUCCUCCGGGUUGGACGAGUGGAUAUUGCAUCGCCAAACUUGGAGGCCGCGUCAGGCAGGUCGCCGACAGCCAGUCUGGCUCAGACUCGGCGACGCAGCCACCCAUCCUCCAACCUCCUGGUCGCACCGGCCAAGCUCGCGCUGAAAUCACGCGCGAAAUCUCGAUGUUCCUAAUCCAGCCCACGAUAGGAUCUGAUGACAUAAAAUUGAUUUUGAAUCUGGUUAUUUCUUGUUUGGCCGGAAACCGGGUAUAUAAGACAGGGCGGCCGUUACCUAGUCGUAAGAAACCCCGCAUCGACACUCCCUUCUGCGUGCAGUACCCCGCGUGCCUACCACAAUGUCCGCCGCCACCGCAACCACCCCUCAGAUCGGCGUAUCCACCAAGAUGUGGGCGACAAACACACACUGGUCGUUAUACAGCCAGUGCUGCUUGUGGGAUACCGUUCAACGACGCGUUCAGGUGUGGGAGUGCAUCCGUGAUCGUGCGUAGAUUCUCUCCUCUUCCCGCCCGUCCUGCCGUGCCUAACCACGGCGCCCGCAGACGAUUCGAUACCCGGCACUGAGCCACCCAACACAUCCUACUGGCGAUUCAUCGCGUACAGAUGAUGUCCCCACCCUGUGCGCGCGUGCGCACCACCACCUUCUUGACUCGGAACACCCACCCCUCAGCAACAAACCUGCGCUGUCGCCCUGAGAUGAUCAGUCCAGUCCCCUUGCCCGCCGCCAGCUCCAUACACCGACGAUGCCCUAUUUAUGGUGCACGUGCACGGCUUGCUUUCUGCCUUCACGGUCUGUGUGCUCGCCGAGUUCAGAAACGGGUGCCCAGCGGAGCAACAUGCUAUUUAUCCGUUGUCCCAUGUCAUACACUGUGGGACUGCGCUCAGCUAUCGUACUGCGCAGCGUUGGUUUCCCUGUCAUUGGGCCUUCCUAGUAACUCAUCUGCAUAACUUAUUUGCGAAUUCUGUGAUAAUUCAACUGGUUCUCCGCUGUUCUGUGCGACUACAUUUUCCGCCUUCCGGAGCCAAGACAUCAAUCAACGAAAUCAGGCAUGACGCAGAGGUGACGUCAGUCAAUUUCUCUCCAGCACGAUCGCGUCUUUGCGCGUGCCUCGCUGCUUACCUUGCUACUCGCACGUCCUCGUCUUCGUCAUCGCCCCGAGAUAACAACCCGGGGAGGUCCUCCUGACCGCGGAAGGCAGAAUCUGCAAUCUGCACUAGGCUCAUACUGGGGCAUCAUCGCGGUCUGUCACCGUCACGGGGUGGCCAUCGCGAACAGUCAGUCGUCGGUCUGGAUCGUGUGUCCUUCAGCCAGCUGAGCUUGCUAGCGCUUGCCUUCUCUUCGAAUCCAUCUCCCACGACAUCGGCCGCUUUCGCAGAGGGAGCCGCAAUUCUAAGUUUAACUUGCCCCUCGCGUAGCCCUUCGCGGGACAGGUCAGUAGUAAGCAGCAGCAGCAGCAACAGUCCUCUGGUCGCUUCGGCGUACAUACAGCCGCCUAAUGCACAGCCCAGCACGGGUCAUUGUUUUGGACACGUCUGGAUUGUAAUCCAACAGUACAAAUCGCCUGUUGGGGUCUGCGAUCGCAUCCAACCGCUAGGAACAAGGUUCGACGGCCUUCCU